Messenger RNA from Thermothielavioides terrestris NRRL 8126, 1543 nucleotides. RefSeq lists its product as uncharacterized. The record is from RefSeq and is a predicted model, not a curated record. The transcript has 3 exons. Lineage: Eukaryota; Fungi; Ascomycota; Sordariomycetes; Sordariales; Chaetomiaceae. The coding region runs from base 513 to 1457 and encodes 314 amino acids.
GAAGGCGAUAUGUUAUGAGACUUCGAGUAAGAUUAACGGCGUUACCCUAGCACGGGAAUAGUUCCCCGGGCGGAAUACAUGGACUUGACGCUCCAAAACUCACAGCAGUUCCGGAACAAGAGAGAGGAUGGCCAGGACCAGGGGAGUCGUGCCGGACCAACCACAGUCGCGGAGCAGCAAUCGCCGCAGCAAUGCGACCGAAAUCAUCACAUCGUCUUGCUGACAGCCGAACAUACUACACGCUCGCCAUGCUCUUUUUGGGUUGAUGACUGACCGGGGAUAGACGGUGGCGCGAGGGAACCAAUGGCAGCCACAGAAAACUAGAUGGCUUGAGGACCGCAGUGUCCGGCCUACAAGCCCAUGGUGUAGUUGGGAGCCGCAUGCACAUAUCUCAUCUGCUUGACUUGCUGCUCAAGAUUAUCCUGUGGUGUCUCCCUGAACUUUCCCAUGCGCCGCCUGCAAUAUCAAUGACACACGUCUGGUCAACGAAGAAUUCCACCUGUUGCACCGCUAUGUCGUCAGUUGAGGCUGAUCUCUGUGACUGGUAUCAAGAUGCGCAGUUCCUUGACCCAGGCAACUGGGCCGUUGACCACUGCGCCCUGACCGCCGACACUUUCGGCGGACACCUCCCCCCUGCAGAGGACGAAAGCCUCCAUGGCUUCGCGAGCAACCUGGCAGACUCGCAAUUUCUCCUUCCCCCUCAGAAUCCGACCUCCGGAGGAUACCUGCCUUAUGGGGAGGCUGAUCCACAAGUUCACCAGCCCCCUAUCAACUUUCUCUGCGAAUAUCAGCAUCCCGAGCCGGUCAACCUAUCCGCGUCCGCCGUGACCGCCGUGGUGCAAGAUCCGUCGUGGGGGGCGGGAACGACUCCAUACGAGCCCAAUCCAUAUAUGAGCAGUCCAGCGACGUCGAUCCCACAAGCCUCGGUCGCGUUACACGGCUCUUUCGAGGUUACACGACCGCCCCAGAUUCCCGAGCCGCCGCGCCCCCCGCCGCCGCUGCCGCUGCCGCUUGACCCGCCAGCGGCGCCAAUCAUCGACCCGGGCUCGGCGCCCAGCGAAUGGGGUGCACAACAGCAACACGUCCUACCCCGGCUGCCGCUGCUGUUCAAGCCAAAGCACCCCGUCUGGCAAGCACUCAAGCAGCAGCGGAAGCGGGCGAGCCGGCGCCUGGUGGACAUCCGGCACCGGACCAAGGAGCGCGAGGCGCAGGAGAAGAUCAAGACCGAGUCCGAGAUGCUGCAAGGCCUGCACGACCGCCUCGUCGCCGAGGAGAAGGCGCUCAAGGGGCAGCGGCUCGACCUCAUGACCGAGCUGCUGGCGCAUGCACACUGUAACGACAGCGCGAUAGACGAAUACCUGCAGUACGCGCCCAAAGAGAUCGUGCGAAAAGCGCGAAAACACUACCUCGAGACUGCGCGGGGCCAGAGAGCCGGCUCGGCGCCGCCGGCGAUGUAAAGAGCCGGGAGCGGGUCCCCUUGAGUCAGUGGUUUUUCGGCACGUUUUCAGCGGAUAUGCAAUGGCUCCGACUUUAUUCCCGGCGC